AUGAGUAACCGACCAAAGAGAACACUUCGUACUAUGGUUCCAACUGCAACCAAUGAACCUGAAAAUGUUGAAGAUAUUGGUUAGUUUUUUUUUUUGAAAUUUGUUGAAUAAUUCAAAAAUUGUUUGGUUUUUUCAGUCACAAACUGUGUUGAAAGGAUGAUAACUGGUUUGGAAGCAACAGAAUUUUAUAACCGGACCGUGAGAGAAAUUUAUUUGGCACAGCGAAAAAGUAAGUUUUGAAAUCAAAUUUGAACGUUUUGAAAAAUGUAAAUUUUCAGAGAUUGAUAAAACAGUUGCUCAAGUUUUGGCCGAAUCCGAUUGGUUUGCAAAUGCUCAACAAUCACGAAUGGCUCAUCCAAUCUUGUCCUUGGUGAGUUUUUUUUUUGUUGAAAAAUACAUUAACAUAAGCAAAAUUGAAACAUCGUGUAAGACAAAAAUAUUUGCAGAGCAAACGAGCCGCGAUGGCAAAAGAAGAUGUGGAAGAUGAAGAACACGGAGAAGAAACCGAUGAUGAUGGAACGCCAGAAGUUGCUGAAAAAAAACAAAAAAGAGAUAUCAAAGAAGAAAUCAAAUCAAGACCAUCUUCAUCAUCGACACCCAAAAAAGGUGCAACUCCGAAGAAAGAAAAAAUGGCUCAGAUAAAAGAAGAAAUAAAAGAAGAAGUGGUAGAAGAUGUUCAAACAACAGAAAAAACUGAUCCAAUAAAAGAAAAAGGAGAUGAUCAAAUCAAAAAGGCAGAUGUGCCUAUCACACUUGCAGAAGAGUGUGCUCCAAUCAAGGAAGAGUGUUGCCCAAUAAGAAAAGAAGUAAAAGAAGAAGUAAUAAUUGAGGAUGACAGUAGUCGUGUUCAGAAAGAAGAUGGACUUGGAAACAAAGAAACUGAAACAAAAUCAGUGUCAAAUCCACCUGUUAUAAAUGAACCAUCUUCGCCAGCUCCUGAUAAUGAACUUGGGACAAUUCCAGAGCUGCAUAGAGAAAUCAAAUUGGAAGAAAUGGAAGGUGAAGAAAAUAAAACCGGUAAGUGCAUAUAUUGAUUGACUUACACAUAUAUUUGAAAAAUAUGUUUUUUUUUCAGAAAACAUCGAAUAA
Caenorhabditis angaria is the source of this 1089-nucleotide messenger RNA. The record is from the annotation of a GenBank genome assembly. NCBI's taxonomy places the organism in Eukaryota, Metazoa, Nematoda, Chromadorea, Rhabditida, Rhabditidae.